Apus apus (common swift) is the source of this 1585-nucleotide messenger RNA. RefSeq names its product origin recognition complex subunit 4 (gene ORC4). Gene Ontology annotation, biological process: DNA replication initiation; DNA replication. Gene Ontology annotation, cellular component: nucleus; nuclear origin of replication recognition complex. The transcript has 14 exons. The record is from RefSeq and is a predicted model, not a curated record. Gene Ontology annotation, molecular function: ATP hydrolysis activity; DNA replication origin binding. NCBI's taxonomy places the organism in Eukaryota, Metazoa, Chordata, Aves, Apodiformes, Apodidae. Bases 134 to 1459 code for a protein of 441 amino acids.
GUCCGGCUGGAAGGGGCGGCUGUGGGCGGCACCGGAGGGCUGCGGGGCUCGGGGAGAGCUUCGCGAGCCCCGGAGAAAAAGCGGGAACGGGCAUGUUCCUCCUCCGGUCGCCGUGUUGCUGUUGCCCUCCUGUAUGAAAACUUCUGCAAUGAGUAAACGUAAGUCCAAGGAGAGUGUUGGAGCAAACAAAGAAUGCAUCUCACAGGUGCAAAAAAUUUUACGUGAAAGAUUCUGUCACCAUUAUACUACUGGCAAACUGCUUGGGGUUGAACAUCAAUACAGACAUCUGCUGGAACUGCUGAAACGAACCACAGUUCAUGGAGAGAGCAAUUCUGCCCUCAUCAUUGGACCCCGAGGAUCGGGAAAAACUGCGUUAUUAAAUCAUGUCUUAAAAGAGAUCACAGAAAAGAAACAAGUUAAAGAGAACCUCCUGGAAGUUCAUCUGAAUGGGCUUCUGCAGACUAAUGAUAAAGUGGCCCUGAAAGAGAUCACCAGACAGUUGCACCUGGAAAAUGUGGUUGGGGAUAAAGUCUUUGGCAGCUUUGCUGAGAAUCUUGCAUUCCUCCUUGAAGCUUUAAAGAAAGGAAAUCGAACGAGCAGUUGUCCAAUCUUGUUCAUACUGGAUGAAUUUGACCUGUUUGUUCACCACAAGAAUCAGACUCUGCUCUAUAAUCUCUUCGAUAUAUCCCAGUCAGCACAGACUCCAGUAACAGUUAUUGGACUCACAUGUAGACAGGAUAUCCUGGAGCUCUUGGAGAAGAGAGUCAAAUCAAGGUUCUCUCACCGACAGAUCUAUCUGAUGAAUUCCUUUGAUUUUAAACAAUACAUUAGGAUAGUCAAGCAACAGCUUUCUCUUCCUGCUGAAUUUCCUGAUGAGUCUUUUGCACAGAAAUGGAAUAAAAAUGUCCAGUACCUCUUAGAGGAUAAAACUGCCCGAGAUGUGCUGCAGAAUCUUUUUCACUUCACCAAAGACCUGCGCUCACUUCAUUUGCUCUUGAUGCUUGCUGUGAGUAACGUGACUGUGUAUCACCCGCUUCUCACCGCGUCAGAUCUUCAAGAGGCCAGCAAGCAGUACAGGAUGGACUCAAAAGCAAAUAUUGUCCAUGGUUUGUCUGUCCUGGAAAUCUGCCUAAUUAUAGCUAUGAAACACUUAAAUGAUGUUUAUGAAGGAGAACCAUUUAACUUCCAGAUGGUUUACAAUGAAUUCCAGAAGUUCAUACAAAGGAAGGCACACUGCAUGUACAACUUUGAAAAGCCAGUUGUUAUGAAGGCAUUUGAACAUUUACUACAGCUGGAAUUAGUGAAGCCCAUAGAAAGACCCUCUGUCCGUGCCCAGAAAGAGUACCUCUUAAUGAGACUGCUUCUGGACAACAACCAGAUCAUGGAUGCUCUGCAGGUGUACCCAAACUGCCCCACAGAUGUCAAGCAGUGGGCAGCCUCAUCCCUCAGCUGGUUGUGAACUUACUGGGGACUCACAGAAUCAUUUUCUACAUCAAAACUUUUGGAGUUGACUGUAAACCCCAGAAGCUGAUAAUGUUGACCCACAGGAGGGUGCUCAAAUGAAUAAAUUUUUGGAAGAAGCUUA